Messenger RNA from Baudoinia panamericana UAMH 10762, 2028 nucleotides. RefSeq lists its product as uncharacterized. The transcript has 4 exons. NCBI's taxonomy places the organism in Eukaryota, Fungi, Ascomycota, Dothideomycetes, Mycosphaerellales, Teratosphaeriaceae. Gene Ontology annotation, molecular function: DNA binding; DNA topoisomerase type I (single strand cut, ATP-independent) activity. Bases 1 to 2028 code for a protein of 675 amino acids. Gene Ontology annotation, biological process: DNA topological change. The record is from RefSeq and is a predicted model, not a curated record. Gene Ontology annotation, cellular component: nucleus.
AUGGUCACGAAAGUGCUUUGCGUGGCCGAGAAACCCUCUAUAGCUAGAGCAGUAGCGAACCACCUCAGUGGCGGCCAAAUCAAUAGCCGCAACGUACAAGGUAAUCAAUAUGUGAAGAACUAUGAAUUUCACUGCAACCUUGCCGCAUGGGGCGCGUGCAGUGUCACAAUGACCUCCGUUCUUGGCCAUCUCCUCAGCCAUGACUUUGAGGACCGCUAUCGCAAAUGGAACUCCUGCGAGCCGUCAGCGUUGUUCGAAGCUCGGAUCGAGACGUAUGUCGAAGACGACAAAAAGGCUGUGGCCGGCAACAUCGAGCGUCAAGCCCGCUACGCGCAGUAUCUGUACAUCUGGACCGACUGUGACCGUGAAGGAGAGCAUAUCGGGACAGAAAUCAGACAGGUCGCUACUCACGGUAAUCAAGCCUUGAGACAGCCCGGUAAGACGGUCCGGGCGCGAUUCUCUAACGUCGAGCGAGCGCACAUUCUCAAUGCUGCCAGUAACCCGGUGGCGCUGGACGAGGCCCAAGCCAAUGCAGUAAUGUCGCGUAUUGAAUUGGAUCUUCGUAUUGGUGCUACUUUCACUCGCAACCUUACACUCAGCAUCCAGCCAAUGCUACAAGGACGCUUUGGCGCUGAGGAGCGCCAGGUAAUAAGCUACGGCAGCUGUCAAUUUCCCACACUCGGAUUUGUGGUCGAGCGGUAUUUGCGCGUUCGCAACUUCGUCCCAGAGACUUUCUGGACGAUCAAGGUCAUGCAUGAGAAGCAUGGCAUCAAGGUCAACUUCCGCUGGGCUCGCGACCACCUCUUUGACCGCGUGGCUGUUAUCGUUCUCUUCGAGCGCUGUCUCACUGCGCGUGUCGCAAGGGUGACGGGAGUGCAAACGAAGCCUGCAAGUAAGUGGAAGCCGUUGCCCCUGACUACUGUCGAGCUGCAGAAGUGCGGUAGUAGGUUUUUGCGAAUGGAUAGCCACCGAGUCAUGCAGGUUGCGGAAGGACUUUAUCAGAAGGGAUGGAUUAGCUAUCCACGUACAGAAACCGAUCAGUUUGAUCGUGGCAUGGAUCUUCGCGCGCUUGUUCAGAAGCAGACGCAGGGUGGUGCUUGGGCACAAUUCGCGCAGGCCUUGGUCAAUGGUGGCUUCUCUCAACCACGUCAAGGCCGCAAUAACGACAAAGCGCAUCCACCGAUUCACCCUGUCAACUUCGUCCUUCCCACCCAGCUCAGUGCCGAAGAACAGCGCGUCCACGAAUUCGUGGUCCGCCGCUUCUUAGCCUGCUGCAGCCAAGACGCAAGAGGCUCGAAGACGGAAAUCAGCAUCUUAUACGGCCCGGAAACGUUCCAUACGGGUGGCUUAGCCGUCCUUGAGCGCAACUACCUCGAUGUGUAUCCGUAUGAUAGGUGGACCAGCAGCCAAGAGCUUCCCGAGUUUAGGGAAGGUGAAACUUUUGAGCCGACCGAGGCGAUGAUGCGCGAUGGUCAGACAUCUCCGCCAGGGUAUUUGACCGAGCCGGAGCUGAUUGCACUGAUGGAUGUCAACGGUAUUGGCACCGAUGCUACAAUGGCUGAGCAUAUCAAAAAGAUCAAGGACCGCCAGUACGUGGAGACCAGGCCACGAGGCCGACGUCAGCGUGAGGAUGACGAUGAUGGCGAGCAGUCUGAUGGUGAAAUGCCGGAUGAAGCAGCUGCUGCAGCAGGUCGUGGAAGAGGCAGGGCCCGUGGACGGGGUGCUAGAGGCGGGGCAAAUGCUCGCGGCGGUGCAACGGCGGGUGUUCAAGAGUUCAUCCCAACCACGCUCGGCGUGGCCCUUGUUGAAGGGUACGAGAACAUGGGCUUCGAGACGAGCUUAACCAAGCCUUUCUUGCGCAAGGAGAUGGAGCUGAAGAUGAAAGCAAUCUGUGAAAGCCGCAAGACAAAAGCAGACGUCAUCCAUGAGACGAUCGAACAGUAUCGCGAUGUGUAUGUCCGUACACAACUGCGGCUGGACGCCCUGCGUGCGGCCGUUCGAAAGUACGUUUUCGGUGAGAACGGCUGA